Messenger RNA from Ceutorhynchus assimilis (cabbage seed weevil), 3540 nucleotides. The record is from the annotation of a GenBank genome assembly. Lineage: Eukaryota; Metazoa; Arthropoda; Insecta; Coleoptera; Curculionidae.
UAGAAAAGGAUAGGAAAUUAGAAAGCAGAGAAUCAAUAGAACCUAACCUCAUUUUUUGGCUUCUUAACGUGUCAAAAUUAUUGUUUUUUUCAUUCUCUUUUCAACCAUGUCCGAGUAAAGUAAAGUGUUUCUAGUAUUUUUUCGCCAAGUGCAAGCCUCUAGGCGCGAUGGAGUUCUAGUAGUUUAAAGUUUAGCACACGCAAGUGUGCCCCACAACCAUAGUAAAUAUGCAGGCCAUCAUGGCGCUUCUCCCGCUUGCCGCAACCCUUUCGGCACAAACCCAACACUUAAGCAAUCUUUCCUUUGUGGAAUUCUAUUUCGUCACCCACACCGAAGACCGUCAACCAAAUGGAUUCGGUGCAGCUGAUGUGGAAACAGGAGCCGGUGUCGCCCCUCAAUUUUGAGGAGGCUUCACUGCUCGACGACGCUUUCUAUCAAUCUUCUCUUUUUGACGACGUAAAACUCGAAAAUGAACACUUCGAGAAUUGCGAGUCCAAGGCCGAGGUCGCUUCUCUCAUCCUGGAAAAUUUGGAAAAGCUUGUGGAUCUUGAUGAACUUAUUAAAUCAGAAUCGUCAUUUCUCCUUGACGAAAAAAUGCUCCCCCUGCUGGACGACAUGGAACCGCCUCACGGUGCAGUGGCGGUACCAAUCAAGCCCGAAUAUUACGAACUUCCAGCUGAAGAACCCACUUAUGUCUUCAACGAUUUAGAAAAUGUCUAUUUCGAGUUGAACCACGCGGUUACUUUAACACCGCCGCAAAGUCCACCAGCAGUGGUUAUCACCACUUUAGAACCAGGAGCUCCAUCGGCCAUAGUUUCUUCUGUACCUGAAAAGCAACAAUUUCAAUCAUCCCCGACGGUACUCACUUUCCCUCCAGACAAUUAUGCUUCAACGCCUCAACCAGAUAUCGCACGCGAAUUGGCUGUUGUCGACGAAAUCGUGCGUUCAACUGUUGAGGAUAUGCAAUGGAGCAGCAGCGGCUCUUCUUCGCCGACGAGCAGCAGCCAGAGUAGUAAUUUUGGUGAUUAUUCUUCAUCUUCAGAUGAUACUGAAUGGAUCCCGGAGUCGACUGACAACGGCGACGCUUCAUUCAAUCAAAAACAAACCAAAAAAGGACGUAAACGUAGCAGCAACAAACCAUAUUCCCCUGAUGACAAGAAAAAUCGUAAAAAAGAGCAAAACAAAAAUGCCGCUACUCGUUAUCGUUUGAAGAAAAAGGCCGAAGUUGAAAUUAUUUUGACCGAAGAAAAAGGUUUGCUUGACAUACAUGGUGAAUUGAGUAAUCAAAUUACUGAUUUGCAAAGGGAAAUCAAGUACUUGAAGGGACUUAUGCGCGAUCUCUUCAAAGCCAAGGGCCUUAUCAAUUAAUGAUUUUUUUUAAUAUAAGAUUGAUAGAAAGUAAUCUUUAAGGAAAGAUAUUUUAAGCGUUUUUCUUUUUUUAGUUUUAGUUAGUUAUAUUAGUGGGUAUGGAAACAACAUUGGAAAGUUAACUUAACUUGUUUAUCAGUGCUCUGUAAGAGACUGAAAAUUUGUGAGUUAACUUUUUCACAUUAAAAUUAAGAUUUUUUUAUAUAUUAUAUACACGCAUAUAUUAUUAUAUCACAUUUAGUUUUAGUCAGCUAAUUAAACAUUCAUGUAAUUGCACUGUUUGUUUUAUUUUCUCAACUUGCUAAUUUCAAGACAUUGAAGUUUUCUAUGAAAUCAUUAACUCCCAUCUUGUUUUGAGGUUUAAUAUAUUUUUUUUACAGGGUUUUCAUUUUUUUCAUGAAUAGAGUGAUUUUACCUCCUGCUCCUACUGUUUAAGUGUUUUCUAAAUUUUUAGUCCUUCACAAAAUAAAUAUCUUCCAUAUAAGUUCUGUCGUUUUUCUUUGGGAAAAAUCUCAUACCACAACACAAAUUUCUCUCUAAACGUUCUACAACAACAAAUUUACUUGAAUGUCUUCAAGACUGGACAGACAACCAUGAUAAUUUUCAGCUCACAGAUGUCAUCUAUCUCGAUUAUGAGGAAGCAUUUGACAGAGUCCCAGAUAAUCUACUUGUCUAAUUCUGUAUUGAUGCAUUUUUCUUUCCUUUUAUGACAUACCCGUAAUAAUUUCCAUUAUUGUAAACAGUUAUUCUCACCACGUCUAAAGAGGUAAUCGUUUUGGAAACACCUUUAAUACUUCGCUUCAGCAUGACAAAGUGUUAAAAAAAUCGUGGCAAUAAUUCUAAUGAAAGAAUAUUGUAUUUCUCGCCAGAAUAUUGUAUUUUUUUAAGUUAAAAAUCAUAAAUUCAUAUCUACAAUAUUCACCACCUGGAUCGUCACACUACUUCUAGAAAAGUUGAAACACUUUGGAGAGGUCCCAUUGUAGUAAUAGACCAGCAAGAGAGAUUGUAUCAAUGGCCAAAUCAACAUCUUGUUAAUAGCGGAGUUGUCCAGGGUUUGAUAAUAAGGCCCUUUGCUUUUCACAUCAUAUUUGUUUGAUCUUAUCAUAAGGUACUCCAAGAAACUGGAAAUCACUGUACGUUUUUUUCGUGGGUGGUUGACCCCUCAUUAGGACACAAAUAAAAAUUUUAAAAAACAAACAAAUUUAGGCACAAUAAUACAAAUAUAUUAUGUUUAAAACUUAUAAUCAUAUAAUUGUUUUCUUUUACUAAUAUAAGCUGUUAUUCAAGUAAAUAAAUCACUCGUUUUUGUUGCUCUCCUUAAUUUUCCAAGCCCCUAUGGUAUACCUUAGCCAAAUCAAAACCAAAUCCAUGCCCAUUUGUAACCAGCUCCAAACCGGAGUCACUUUCGAACCGUCGAUUUCCGUCCACCUAACAGCCACCUCAGAAAUAGGAAUUUUCAACUUUUGUGCUAUAUAAAGCAGUUCAACAUCGAACGCCCUAAAACCACCAUUUAGAAUUUAUUCAAGACAAAAAAAAAAUCAAUUUACCAUCUUUCUACAUGCAUACUAUCAAAACACAAUCUAGCAGCCUUUCUGGUCAGCAAUUUGAAGCCACAUUGUGUGUCCUUGAUGCCUCUCACCGCAAAUAACCAAACCAAAAAAUGAAAUCCGUACAUUAAAAUUGUUCUGAAAAAGGUUCUGCUUGCAACAGCUUCUUCUUCUAAGUGGGAUCUUGAACCUACAGUGAUUGCUAAUAAAUCAGAUGCUUUUGAAGACUCAGAUAAAUAAUUAGCUGAAAAAAAAAACUAUCCUGUUUAAAUUCAUAGUAGUUAUUAAUUGUAUGACAUACUUGAAAUCAAGUUUUCAAUACUCUCUUCCAGCUUAAUUAAGUCUGCAAACUUGGUAGCGCCAUCGGCAUCAGCGAAAAGCAAUAAGGCUCCUCUAGUACUCAGCAUGCCUAAUCUGACAGCGCCCCCUUUGCCUCUAUUUCGUUCCAGCUCUAGCACCCUUACUUUUUCAAUGCCAUAUUUCUUGCUGUAGUUUAAUGCUUCAUUUACUGUAGCAUCAGUACUUCCAUCACUGACUACUAUAACUUCGUAAGUGAAACUGGGAAGUUUUUUUUGUCUGGUUUCCAGAAAUUCCAAACAUUCAUCCAACAUGGGAGGAACUAUAA